Messenger RNA from Suillus paluster, 1861 nucleotides. RefSeq lists its product as uncharacterized. The transcript is spliced from 9 exons. Bases 11 to 1861 code for a protein of 616 amino acids. NCBI's taxonomy places the organism in Eukaryota, Fungi, Basidiomycota, Agaricomycetes, Boletales, Suillaceae. The record is from RefSeq and is a predicted model, not a curated record.
AGUCUCAACCAUGGAUUGUGAAACGAGAAAUAAACUACAGCUACUAUCUCUUUAUCUUCAAAACCUCCCCGAAACCAUUCCUUAUGCAGACCCUUCGAGCCCACAGUACAGCUUCGACUUCAAUGACGAGAAGAUCAAUGAUUAUGGUCCUAUCGGCGCACUGAACCGUGAACUUGAAGUGCGCAUGGGUCAGCGAAACAAAGGUCCCAUUUCUUUUAAGGAGUGUGGACCUAGCCUCAAUGUUGUGACCAAUGUACUCGGGGACUACCUGGAUCAAUAUCAUGAGUCUCCAGAGACGGUACUUCUCAUCAAAUGGGUGGAUGACCUUACGAUAGCAGCAGUAGCUGCAUUCAAAUCUGCCAGCAUUGAAGAUCCCUGUCAUCUACUUAACCUUGCCAUAAAGGAUAUCUGCCUCCUCCCUGAGUUUGCCGAGGUAAUUCAGUCAAAGCACUUUGACCACCAAUGUGCUCUACUGAACAUUGGACGAGGCCUCGAGGGUAUCAGUGAUACUCGAUUCAGUACCCUCUACUGGGCUGCUUUGUUGGUCCAGAGAGGAAUACCAGCUUUUCAGGCAAUCAUCGAGGAUGAGAGCCUUGGGAUUGAAAUUAAAGGUAACCUUAAUGAACUUUUUGUCCCUGGAGGGCCAAGGUACCGUUUUGAGAUGGACCUUCCAAAAUUCCUCUCCGUUGUUGGACCCUGGGCCAGAGGGCUGAAGCUACUGAAUAGUACGAUGGAAUCUACUUGCCAGAUUGGGAAUGGGCAUUUUGAUGAGCUCGUUAAUGAGACACUGCAGUCUCACGAUUUGUAUGUGACGACCUUUGUGCUGAAUCCAGUAUACCGAAAUGCACCCAUUUACAAGCAGGUCAACCCCAUGGCAGGCCCGACUCUCACAAUCACCAAAUCUGUUACUGGUGUUAUCACCUGUGCCACGAAGCCUCCUCAGGAUAUGGUAACGCGUGCUGCCCUUGCCCUACAAAGGAUUUUGCGACGUGAGUAUGGAGAUUCCUAUGAGGCCGGAAAGUAUCCUGAUCCAGUAGUCGAGAUGAAGCUGCACAAUCCUAUGCUCGCUGAGUUCAGCCCCACGGAUGCAUUGGUUUCUUUUUGCACCCAAUUCAAAGCCUACAUCAAGGGCGAGGACCCAUUCAAUCAGAAGAUGAGAAUGAACGAAAGUGUUCUUGGCUGGUGGAAAGCAUUGCAAAAAGACGAGUUAGCUAAUGUUCUUGCACCUCUCGCAAUCAAGGCUUUUUCAGUGUCUCUGACAUCCAUGCCAGAUGAACGCACCAUGUCAAUGAUUACUUGGCUCAACUCUCCUCGCCAAACGGACGGGUCAGGGAAGAUGCGGAUGGGUAGCGGAACGCAUGGGGAAAUGGUGGUAAGGCAUGGGAAUUAUACGGGAUACGGGCCUACAGUGGGGACGUUCCCCACAGCGUUCUUCUCGGUCUCAUCAGUGACUCCACAGAAAUUGAAAACACCAUACAAACCUCUCAUCAAGUGGUGUGAUAUGGAAUCCACUAUCCUUGGCAAGUGUCCUGCCGAAGAUUUGCCUCUCGCUGGUCGAAUGCCUCCUCCACCUGAAGCGAGAACAGUGGACUCAGACUCGGACUCAGAAGAUGAGUUUGAUGAUGGCGCAGAUUGGUUGGAUGGUCCAGCUGUUCUUUCAGAGUUUAAGACAGCGGAAAAAGACUCGUUUGUGCUUGCAGCAUCCAGCAGUAUUGAUUUACAUGCACCCUACCUACGUGAACUGCUCGAUUUGAUCGGAAAACAACCUUCACACCUGGGUUCUGCACCAAUAAAGAAGGCUGCUGCUAAAAACCUGUCCUCGUCUGUCCCCGACCCUUCUGCUUGGGACGAGUGGAAAUAA